CAUGGGCCGGAUCUGGAUACCGUUGCAAACAGAACAAAACGUUUGUCAGUCAGUUCCCCCAUAGGGUAGGGUUACAAUGGGGGCAGCCAUGCAGAAUGACUGCUGAGCCAUGGAAUGAAUGUAGCCAAGCUGGAGGUUACUGUGUACCAACCAGUGUGCUGUACCAAAUCAACGCGUGGGACAUGGCUGGGAGCUCUGUUUAUGAUUUCACCAUGGAUUCCUUGGAAGGGAAGCCCAUUCCACUGAAAGCCUACAAGCGGAAGGUCCUCCUUAUCGUGAACGUGGCCACUUUCUGAGGUUCGACUACAGCGGAGUAUCGCUGGCUGAAUGCACUCAUGGACAAGUUUGAUGGUGCAAAGUUUACCAUUCUUGGAUUCCCAUGCAAUCAGUUUGGGCUACAAUCACCUGAGGAAGACUAUGAGACUCUGGAUGUGCUGCGGUGUGUGAGACCAGGGGGUGGUUUCCUCCCAAAGUUCCCCCUGUUUAGCAGAAUUGAGGUUAAUGGGCAGAAUGAGGACCCUCUAUUCACUUAUCUGAAGGCUUCUCUGCCUUCCAUGAACCUUGUCACCGGGGACAUCAAGACACUCUUCUGGUCUCCCAUUAGAGUCAAUGACAUCCGAUGGAACUUUGAGAAGUUCCUUAUCACGUCGGAUGGGGCGCCAUACAAACGCUACGACUUCCAUCGUCCAUUCGAAGAGGUGGAGCGGGACGUAGCAGCGCUUGUUUAGAAGAAUCCUCCAGAAAACCAAGUGCGUGUGUGUGAGGCAGUGGCGGGGCAGUGUGAAGACCCCUCAGUAAAGGCACUUCAGCAGCUGAGCUGGGUUUGAUAGGGCUGGAGAGGAACUCGGAGUUUGGGUUUGUUCAUUCAGAGAUGCUCGUUCAGACCGGCCCCGACGCCGCGACCGCUCACGCACGCUCCCUCCGGUUUUCAGCGGAUUACAAAGCGAAUGGAGACCGCAGUAAAGGCACUAUU
Messenger RNA from Electrophorus electricus (electric eel), 973 nucleotides. RefSeq names its product glutathione peroxidase 9 (gene gpx9). Gene Ontology annotation, biological process: response to oxidative stress. The record is from RefSeq and is a predicted model, not a curated record. NCBI's taxonomy places the organism in Eukaryota, Metazoa, Chordata, Actinopteri, Gymnotiformes, Gymnotidae. Gene Ontology annotation, molecular function: glutathione peroxidase activity.